Molecule: messenger RNA, 513 nt
Organism: Guillardia theta CCMP2712
Lineage: Eukaryota; Cryptophyceae; Pyrenomonadales; Geminigeraceae
Exons: 1
Source: RefSeq, a predicted model, not a curated record
GAUGCCAACUCUCUGGCCCGCAAUUGCGGCAAUCUUGUUGCUUGUCUGCUCUUGUUGCGUGAUGACAGUGGCAUGGUACCUCCAUCUCAAAUACUCGAGCACAUGGCCGAUGUGGAAGGCAAUCUUGAUCUCAUGGCUGAUUGCGGGAGGCGAGUACUGUCUUCAAGUUCCAGCGAACAGGAUAGGUCACACACAAGCUCAAAUGCCCGCUGCAACUCUUCGAGCCAUUGCGGAAUUUUGUAUCCUCGUCUCCUUCCUCGUGUUUCAGCAGUUCGUCCUCUGCGAGCCCAUCAGGUGGAACCACCUCCUAGGCUUCGCCAUUGUGUUUGUCGGGGUCUUAGUGGUCCUGGGAGGUCCCUUCCCUCAGCCAGUUUUGACGACGUGCGAAGUCACGCAGACUGCCGAUGCUCUCAGGCAUCACAAGCUUGAGGAAGUAUCAUAAGAACCUACUUGUGGAGAAUUUGCUUGGGUUUGAACAUCAAGGUUUGACUUUCAAUAAAUGCGAAAAAGAAA